AUGGAUGAAGUACGAAUUAAAAAAUAUACGAACUUAAUAAGUUCGUUUGAAAAAAAAAGUCAAGUUGAUUUAAAUUCGAAAAAAGGGAAUACAGAAGAUAAAAAUAAUUUAUUAGAAAUGAUAGAAUAUUUUUCAAAUAUUUUGAUAAAAUAUUUUUAUAAUGAAAAAGAAAUGGAUGAAAUCUUAAUUUCCAACUCUGAUUUGGAUUAUGAACAAUUAUGGUAUUUUAUUGAAUGUUUGAUAAAGGAAAAAAAGCUAGAAAAUUUAUCAGCUUUUUUUAAUAAUUUUGAAAAAAAUAUAGAUAAAGAAAUUGAAGAAAAAAGUCAAAAAAAAAAAAAAAAAAAAAAAAAAAAAAAAAAAAAAGUUACAUUUUUAGAUCACCAAAUUGAUCAAGAUAAAAAUACAAAACGACGAAAAGUUACCAAAUCAAAAUUGUCAAAAGAAACUGAAUCGGAACAAGAUAAUGAAGGAACAAUAGAAAAAGACAAAUUUUUUAAUUAUGAAGAAAUGCAAAAAUUUGCUGAUAUGCAAGAUAAUCAAAUUAUAGAAAAUUCGGAUGAUGAAGAAAGCGAAAACUUCUCUGAUGAUUUGAAUUUAAAUCAAUUCGAAUUGGAUCAUAAUCAGGCAGGUGCAAUCAAAUAUUCUGAUUUUUACAAGGGGGAAGAUGAUGAGGAGGAAGAUGAGGAAGAUGAGGGGGAAGAAGAUGAGGAGGAAGAAGAUGAGGAAGAUGAGGAGGAAGAGGACGAUGUAGAAGAUGAGGAGGAAGAUGAGGAGGAAGAGGACGAUGUAGAAGAUGAGGAAGAGGAAGAGGAAGGUGGUGAGGACAUGGAAAUGCAUGCGAAGGCACAGAAUAAAAGUGAGAAGUCAAAGAAACUGAGGGAAGAGGCAGACAAAAAGCUAGAAAGAGACCUCGCCGAAAUGAAUGAAUAUACUAGUAAAUAUUUUGAUACAGAAACAAAUGAAUUUGAGAAAGAAAAGAUUGAAAAAGAAGAAAUCGAAAAAGAAUUAAUUGCGAAAAAACAUUGGUCAAUGAUAGGAGAAGUAACGGGAAAAGAUCGUCCAAAAAAUAGUAUACUUGCGUUAAAUGUAGAUAUACCUAAAAUAAAUACACAUAAAAAUGAUACAUUUUUGAAUAAAACUGUAGGUAAAAAUUUUGAAAGUGAUGAAGAUAAUGAUGAAUUAAAUAAUAAAGAUCGAAAUUUAAUAGAUAAAAAAAAUAUUUUAAAUGAAGAAAUUGAACUAGUAGUAAAACAAAGAAUUAAAAAUUUUCUUUUUGAUGAUGUUGAAAAAAAAAAAAUAGAAGAUUUAGAAAUAUUAGAUAAUGAAAAUAACAAUAAUGAUAAUGAAGUAAAUUUUAAUAAUUUAAAUUUUUCCAAAAGUAAAUUAAGUUUAGUUGAUGAAUAUACGAAAAAAUAUGAAAAUGAAAUAAAUAAUAAUAUGAACGGUUCAUCAAAAAAUAAAGAAAUGAAUUUACAAAAAAUCGAAUUAAUGAAUUUAUUUAAAAAAAUUAUGCAUUCAUUAGAUUCUUUAUCCAAUUCUUAUUUUAUACCAAAACCUGUUUUAUUAAAUGGCCCUAAUGACAAAAUAGCUACUUUACAUAUUGAAGAAAAUACUCCAAUUAUUUUAUCAGAAAAAAAUAAAAAAGCACCAGAAGAAAAUUAUGCACCUGGUCAUGUAAAAAUGUCUAAUGAAAUGUCUAAGCAAGAAAGAAAAUCUUUGAGAAAAUUAAAAAAAAUGAAAAGAAAAAAAAAAAUAUUAAGCCAAUUCAAGCAAACCCAAGGUAGUAGUACUGGUGGAAUUGCUGAACUUCAAAAAAGAAAUAAUUAUCUCAUGGAUAAAAAUAAAAAAAGUAAAGAAGAAAAAAUAAAUAGAGCUAAAUAUGGUGUAUCAUCAAAAGAUCAAUUAUUACAAAAAAAAGUCAAAAAUAAAUAUGAUUACAAUCAGGGUAUAAAUAAUGCCAUGGCUUAUGAUGCUGAAAAAAAAAAGUGA
Molecule: messenger RNA, 1989 nt
Organism: Plasmodium yoelii
Lineage: Eukaryota; Apicomplexa; Aconoidasida; Haemosporida; Plasmodiidae
Exons: 1
Coding region: 1-1989 (662 amino acids)
Biological process (GO): rRNA processing
Cellular component (GO): sno(s)RNA-containing ribonucleoprotein complex; Mpp10 complex; nucleus
Source: RefSeq, a predicted model, not a curated record